Archocentrus centrarchus (flier cichlid) is the source of this 2040-nucleotide messenger RNA. RefSeq names its product cholecystokinin B receptor b (gene cckbrb). Gene Ontology annotation, molecular function: gastrin receptor activity; neuropeptide receptor activity. Gene Ontology annotation, biological process: neuropeptide signaling pathway. The transcript has 5 exons. The coding region runs from base 1 to 1344 and encodes 447 amino acids. The record is from RefSeq and is a predicted model, not a curated record. NCBI's taxonomy places the organism in Eukaryota, Metazoa, Chordata, Actinopteri, Cichliformes, Cichlidae. Gene Ontology annotation, cellular component: plasma membrane.
AUGGCUGACUAUGUGCGAAAUGAGACAUCUAUCAGUUCCGAGUGCGUCGGAGCGCAGGUUGAUGCGCUGAAGAACGGAGCCGGUAACGGGAGCUUGGAGGCAUCAAGCAUCGCCUGCGGCAACGCGUCCACACUCCUCAUACCUCAGCGUGCGAGGCAGAGAGAUGAAGACCACACGCUGCGGAUCCUGCUCUAUUCGCUAAUCUUCUUCCUGAGUGUAUUUGGCAACCUGCUGAUCAUUGUGGUUCUAACAGUCAAUAAGCGCAUGCGCACUGUGACCAACACCUUCUUGCUAUCUCUCGCUGUCAGUGACCUGAUGAUGGCCAUCUUCUGCAUGCCCUUUAACCUCAUCCCCAGCAUCCUCAAGGACUUCAUCUUUGGAGCAGCCAUGUGCAAGAUAGUCACCUACCUCAUGGGCAUAUCUGUGAGCAUCUCCACUUUUAGCCUGGUUGCCAUAGCAAUUGAGCGCUACAGCGCCAUCUGUAACCCCCUGAAGUCACGGGUGUGGCAGACCCGUUCGCACGCCUAUCGGGUGAUUGCUGCCACAUGGGUGCUGGCCUUUGUCAUCAUGAUCCCCUAUCCGAUCAUCAGUCACCUGGAGUCUUUUCCGCGUCCUAACAACACUACAGCGCACCGGUGUCGCCACAAGUGGCCUGUCGCAACUGCAGAACAGACCUGGUACAUUCUGCUGUUGCUUGUGCUCUUCGCCAUUCCAGGUGUGAUGAUGAUUGUGGCCUAUGGAUUAAUCUCGAGAGAGCUUUAUCGAGGCAUCCAGUUUGAAAUGGGUCAUAAAAAAGAUUCUUCAGAUGUAAAUGGCCUCACCUCUACCAUGUCUGCUGGCAGUGAUGAUGGAGAUGGUUGCUACGUGACUGCAGUCCAGCGGCCCCACACGAUGGAGAUGUCUGCCAUGGCUACAUCAGGCAGGGCGAUCAAGGCUGAGAGACCACGCAGCAACACAUCGGAAGCCAAGCUAGAGGCCAAAAAACGAGUCAUUCGCAUGUUGGUGGUGAUUGUUGUUCUGUUCUUUGUCUGUUGGAUGCCGCUGUACUGUGUCAACACCUGGCGGGCUUUUGAUGAAGUCUCUGCCACACAGACGCUCUCAGGGGCCCCCAUCGCUUUUAUCCAUUUGUUGUGCUACACCUCUGCCUGCGUCAACCCAAUUAUUUACUGCUUCAUGAACACACGCUUCCGCAAAGCUCUGCUUGCCACUUUCUCAUGUUGCGCUGCGCCCUGCCAUCGUCGUCAUCAUCGUGGGCUUCGGGACAAUGAGGAGGAUGCUAUGGCGACAGGUGCGUCCAUGUCCAAGUUCAGUUACACUACAGUCAGCACCAUGGGAACCUGUUGAGGGAAAUGGAUUCUCAGCAAUCCAGAAAAGACAGUUACAGAGGCAACACAGCCCCCCCCCGACCCCCCGCGCACUUUUUGUUUUUAAAACGUGCCCAUAGGGACAGUAAUGUGAAGUGAGAAAACACGCAAUGUGAUGUAGCAGUAUAGAAGCUUCAUUUAUGACUGUGAAUAAAAUUAUAUAUAGAUUAUCUUAAGAAACCCAGUCUUAAGUGUAGAUACCUCCAUAGCUUUGAUGAAGAAGCACAACACCAGAGUACAUGUUUAUCUCCUGUAGACAGAGGCAAAUUGUUUGCUUAGAUGUUUCCGGUGUGAAUGUUAUGUUAGUAGUGGUCGGCUACAUGAUAUGGGAAGCAGUCUUUAUAACUUAAUAGUCAUUAUGUAGCUCUAAAAGCAUAAACAUGGUUUGUUAUGUAACCUUAAAACUGUGUUUUAUGUUCUGCAGUCAGUUACUAAUGUUUAUCUGUGUUAAUGAUGAUACUAUAAUUGCCUUGUGGACGAAGUGCCUGCUUCUAAAUUGAAUGGCCUUUAUUGUCAUUGUAAAUACAUACAAGGAAAUUAAGAUGCUAUUCUAUGGUGCAACAUAAAACAGCUGACGUUGACUUAAACAUAGGAUGAUAACUAAGACAUACAAUAGAAUCUAGAAUAAAUAAAGAUAUAUAAGUCUGUAUAAAAAUCUGUAUGUACACUAAUAAAG